Babesia microti strain RI is the source of this 2391-nucleotide messenger RNA. RefSeq names its product protein transport protein SEC23. Gene Ontology annotation, biological process: COPII-coated vesicle cargo loading; endoplasmic reticulum to Golgi vesicle-mediated transport; intracellular protein transport. Bases 1 to 2391 code for a protein of 796 amino acids. Lineage: Eukaryota; Apicomplexa; Aconoidasida; Piroplasmida; Babesiidae. The record is from RefSeq and is a predicted model, not a curated record. Gene Ontology annotation, molecular function: GTPase activator activity; zinc ion binding. The transcript is spliced from 4 exons. Gene Ontology annotation, cellular component: endoplasmic reticulum exit site; COPII vesicle coat.
AUGAAUGAGGCGGGUGUGUUAGUGGGGAGGGUAAGUAAUUACUUAUUCUGUUGCAUGGACUUCACGGAAUUUGAAUCCCAGACGGGACUCAGAUUCAGUUGGAACAUAUGGCCUGGGUCCAAAGCGGAUGCUGUGAAAGCUAAUGUACCACUGGGAUGCAUGUUUACUCCAUUGCACAAUGGAUCUCAUGAAUCUGACAUUAAGCAUCCACUCGUAGAAUAUGAACCGCUAAUCUGUAGAUCCAGUGGAAUCGUGUUGAAUCCUUAUUGCCAUGUGGAUUUUAGGUCCAAAACUUGGACUUGCCCUGUUACUGGGCAAAGGACCCCCUUUCCCCCUUCAUAUGCUGAACAUAUCACACCUGAAAAUCUACCAUCAGAACUGACGCAUUUGACAAUGGAAUAUGUACUGCCUCAAAGAGGCAAUGCUAAAUUACCACCACCAGUUAUCAUAUUUCUACUAGACAUGUGCUUAUCGGAGGAAGAAUUUGAUCAGCUCAAAGAUGCGAUUCAGCAGGCCACGAGUAAUCUACCCCCCGAUGUAUGUGUUGGCCUAAUGACCUUUGGCACCACGAUCCAUAUAUACGAACUGGGGGAGUCGGAUAUCACUAAAGCUCAUGUACUUCGCGGAACAAAGGAUCACACUGGCCUUAGCAUUAAAAAUCAACUUGGUCUCACUCAGUUAUCUACAUUUCAUAGAUUUAUCCAGCCUAUUGGAGACUGUGAAUUUAAUUUCAACUUGCUUAUUGACGAUUUGAGCGUGGAUAAUUGGCCGCACCCCCCUGAUGUUAGACCCAAUCGUUGCACCGGAGCCGCCUUAAGCGCCGCCUUGGGGUUACUAGAGUGCUGUGCCCAUGGAGGAGGAAGGGUUAUGUUGUUUACCAGUGGAGCUUGCACUUUUGGCCCCGGUAAAGUUGUUGAUUGCCCCCUUAGUGAGUCUAUCAGACAUCAUUUGGACAUUCUAAAGGAUAACAACAAUGCCAGAUUUGUGAAGAGUGCUACAAAGUUCUACACCGGUCUUGCCCACCGUGCGGCUACCCAAGGCCAUGCAAUAGACAUAUUUGCCUGCUCAUUGGACCAGUUGGGGCUUUAUGAGAUGAAGGUGUGUUGUGAUAAAACGGGAGGGUAUAUAGUUUUGUCUGAUAGUUUCUCGAUGAGUGUUUUCAUAGACUCCCUAAAGAUGUGCCUGGCUUGUGACUAUUCAGGGCACUUAAAUCAUGGCUAUAAAGCCAGACUCCAAGUUAACUGCUCCCGUGAGCUAAAAGUGUGUGGAGCCAUUGGCGAUUGUUAUAGCCUCAAAAAGAAAUCAGCCCAUGUUUCUGACACGGUAAUAGGCGAGGGUAACACUUGCGAGUGGGCGAUAGCAGCCCUGAACCGCCAAUCUACGUUGGCAUUCUACUUUGAAUUGGCAAGUGACGAAUCUUCCACAGGUUCAAUCGCUGCUGCGCUUAACACUUUGGCUGGGGGUAACAACGAAAGCAAAAAGAACGGGGAAGUGAAUGAACUGGCCGGUAAGCAGGGUUUUAUCCAAUUCCAAACUUGGUUCCAGCAUCCAUCUGGCCGUAGGCGUCUAAGAGUCACUUCAUUUUCCUCAAAAUACACCCAUUCUCACAUUGCAGAACUCGCUUCUGGUUUUGAUCAGGAGGCAGCAGCGGCUUUAAUGGCCCGUUACGCAGUGUUUAAGAUGGAGUCUGACGAGCCAAUCCAGGUACUCAAAUGGCUUGACCGCAAGCUAAUUAGAUUGGUAGCUAAUUUUGCUGACUACCAAAAAAAUGACCCGCAAUCUUUUAGACUGGCUAAGGAAUUUGGCAUAUAUCCGCAAUUCAUGUAUCAUUUGCGUAGAUCACACUUUUUGCAAACAUUUAACGCAAGUCCAGACGAAACUGCGUAUUAUCGUGCCAUUUUGCUUAAGGAGAAUGUAAUGAACUCGCUAGUGAUGAUCCAACCAGCUCUACUAGAGUAUACGCUUGAAAACCCCACGGCUAAACCGGCGCUUCUAGAUGCUAUGUCCCUUAAACCAAAUGUUGUUCUAUUGUUGGAUUGCUUCUUCCACAUUGUGAUCUGGUAUGGCGAGACAAUCCACCAAUGGCACCUAGAAAAAUAUCACGAGAUGCCCGAGUACCAGCACUUUAAGAAACUCUUGGAGGCCCCCGCUGAGGAUGCCCGAGAGAUUCUUGAGGAACGAUUUCCAGUACCAAAGUUUGUGCUUUGUAAUGCUGGUGGAAGUCAAGCCAGGUUUCUCCUGGCCAAAGUUAAUCCCUCGAUUUCUCAUUCAACGUCUGGGCUCAAUGGUGGCGUAUUUGGGUCUUCCAAUGAUAGUUCAAUUAUCAACACUGACGACGUGCCCCUUAAGACUUUUAUGGAACAUCUAAUAAAGAUAGUUGUCCAGGCUUGA